Messenger RNA from Meleagris gallopavo (turkey), 1872 nucleotides. The record is from RefSeq and is a predicted model, not a curated record. Lineage: Eukaryota; Metazoa; Chordata; Aves; Galliformes; Phasianidae.
AAUCAUUUUUCAAGAUCUUAACUCAGUUUUUUUACUUUAUUCCACAGCGUUGGAGAGUCUGGUGAAUGUAAUGUUACAAUAUUUGAUGUUUAGAUUUCGAAAUGAGUUAGUCCAGAUCAAUUGGAAUUGUGUUUUAUUAUAAAGUGAUACUGGGGGGAGGCAUCUAUUGCAGUGCGUCCACUUUAUAUAGUAAUUCUAGGAGCAUCAGAUCUGUGUGCCCAUUAAAAUACAGAAAUCUGUACAGUUUGAAAACGUAUUUCGUAUAUACAUAUUUCAUUUUGUGGAUACGUACAUGCUUAAGAACAAGUGUGUGUAACGGGCACAUAAUGGAUACUGACACACACAAACACGCAUGCAGAGUCAUGCUCUUAUUCCCUUCCACAUCAUUAACAUGUGCAGAAACCCUCCAAAGCCUUUUCAGCGAUAAACUCCCGGCAUCCGAGUAGGAAAAUGAAUCUGAGUGGUGACCUACCUAUCCAAAAGGGAGCCGUGCUGAGUGUGAGCGUGCAUGUGUUGUGUGCGUGUGGUGUGAGAGCUGCGUGCUGCAGCAUAUCAGCCUUUUGUCAUCCUGCCUGCCUUGGACUGUACCAUGCUGCAAAGUCAGGAAAAUGAAAUGGAAACAAGGGUGUGUGAGGAGAGCCCGCUCUGUCUUUUUGCUCGCAAUACCAGGUUUAUAUUGCGGUUCUGCUGAAUGCGGGUUCCUUCUGAAACUGAAAUCGUUUUAAGAUUAAUGUAGAACAAAAUGAUGAAACAGGAGUGGUCUGGUGACAUUAUUUUGACAUGAUUGGCUGAGGAUUAUGAUGUAAUAGGUUACAGUGCAGCCCCUUAUAGGUUUUAAAAUGAAUUCCAAGGCACCAUUACAAAGAGAGCCUGACUCUUUCCUUGUAUCUGAGCUUACUCAGUGAAACUCAUACAAAUGUACAAUACUGUUUGGAAUAUGGAAGAACUGGAUAUAGAAUAUCCUAAGACAGAUAUAAACUGUGGCACAGACUUGAUGUUUUACAUAGAAAUGGAUCCACCAGCUCUGCCUCCUAAGCCACCAAAACCUAAUACUGUAACUAACAACGGCAUGAAUAACAACAUGUCAUUACAAGAUGCUGAAUGGUACUGGGGAGAUAUAUCAAGAGAAGAAGUAAAUGAGAAACUUCGAGACACUGCUGAUGGUACCUUUUUGGUACGAGAUGCUUCAACCAAAAUGCAUGGGGACUACACACUUACUCUAAGGAAAGGAGGAAAUAACAAAUUAAUCAAAAUAUUUCACCGAGAUGGGAAAUACGGCUUUUCUGACCCACUGACUUUCAACUCUGUGGUUGAGCUAAUAAACCACUACCGGAAUGAAUCUCUAGCUCAGUACAAUCCCAAACUUGAUGUAAAAUUACUGUAUCCAGUGUCUAAGUACCAACAGGAUCAAGUUGUAAAAGAGGAUAGCAUUGAAGCAGUGGGUAAGAAAUUACAUGAGUAUAACACCCAGUUCCAAGAAAAAAGCCGAGAAUAUGACAGACUCUAUGAAGACUACACACGAACAUCUCAGGAAAUUCAAAUGAAAAGAACAGCUAUUGAAGCAUUUAAUGAAACAAUAAAAAUAUUUGAAGAGCAGUGCCAGACGCAAGAGAGAUACAGUAAGGAAUACAUUGAAAAAUUUAAACGAGAAGGAAAUGAAAAGGAAAUACAAAGAAUUAUGCACAACUAUGAAAAACUGAAGUCUCGAAUAAGUGAAAUUGUGGACAGCAGGCGUAGAUUAGAAGAGGACUUAAAGAAGCAAGCGGCUGAAUAUAGAGAGAUAGACAAGAGAAUGAACAGCAUUAAGCCAGACCUCAUACAGCUGAGAAAGACAAGAGACCAGUACUUGAUGUAAGUAUCAUUAUGAAUUAA